Messenger RNA from Pyrus x bretschneideri (Chinese white pear), 2107 nucleotides. Its product is annotated as protein BREVIS RADIX. Bases 499 to 1614 code for a protein of 371 amino acids. Lineage: Eukaryota; Viridiplantae; Streptophyta; Magnoliopsida; Rosales; Rosaceae. The transcript has 7 exons. The record is from RefSeq and is a predicted model, not a curated record.
UUCGUUCUUCGUUUCCCGUUUCUCAUUUCCCGUACGCCUCCAAACAGAGAGAAAACAGGGUCUCUCUUUCCAUCUCUCUCUCUCUCUCUCUCUCUCUCUCUCUCUCUCUCUCUCUCUCUCUGAAGCUGAAGGCCAGCCACCAGUCUGCCUGCUGCAACUUGCUCGAGUCAUACCAUGAGGAGCAUGAUCAAUGCCCAUUCCAUUGACAUGGGGAUGAGGAUGGGCUGAGACUGAGAGCCGCCAAACGAAUUCAGGCUGUGAUUGAAGACCCAAUCGGCCACAGCGGCAGCCGGUCCGCCCGUUUAGCCUCUGUGGUGCGAUCCAGAUCCCGCGUCGGAAAGACAGGGGAGUGAGAUUUCGACUGUUGUUUUUACUUUUCUGUUCGGUAGUGAAGCUGAAGGUUGAAGGGGGACUUGGAAGAAGGAAGAGGGGACAAGAUCAAAAAGCAGAGCCGGGUUUUGCUUCGGGGUAAAAAGGUAAAAGAGAGGAGCAGGAAGGAUGUUUACGUGCAUAGCAUGUACGAAGCAAACGGACGAUGGAGGAGAAGAAGGAGCAGCGCGUGGCAGCGGCACCCCAAAUACAAAAGAAGCCGUCAAAAGCCUGACGGCGCAGAUUAAGGAUAUGGCACUGAAAUUCUCUGGUGCGUACAAGCAAUGCAAACCAUGCACAGGGUCAAGCAAUUAUAAGAAAGGACGGCCGAGAUACCCGGAUUUUGAUACUGCUUCUGAAGGAAUGCCGUACCCCUAUAUGGGAGGUGCAAGCACAAGUUCUACACCUGCUUGGGACUUCACCUCUAAUCAUCAGUUGGGUGCAAGAUCGGACUCUCGAUUUACUAGACCAUAUGGUGGCGGUGAUCGUGCAUCAAUAUCAGCACAGUCUUGUGAUGUUGUGCUAGAGGAUGAGGAUGAGCCUAAGGAGUGGAUGGCACAGGUGGAACCCGGCGUACACAUUACUUUUGUAUCUCUUCCUAAUGGGGGAAAUGAUCUCAAACGAAUUCGUUUCAGCCGAGAGAUGUUCAACAAAUGGCAAGCGCAGCGAUGGUGGGGUGAGAAUUAUGACCGCAUCAUGGAGCUCUACAAUGUCCAGAGAUUCAACCGGCAAGCUCUUCACACUCCCCCAAGAUCCGAAGAUGAGCAGCAGAGAGAUUCUUCUUACUCAAGGAUGGGAUCUGCUAUGGAAAGCCCUAUGGCUCCAUCAGUGAACAAAGAUUGGACACCGAGGCACAACUAUAAACCGUCUGGAACUGGAAGUAGAGGGUAUUUCCCCUCUGAUGGUUUGGAUCAUGGUGGUGGCAGUGGUGGUCACUACUAUAAUGCUGGUGGGUCAAGUGCUUAUGGAGCAGGUGGCCCCAAGGGAGAGGCAUCAUCUUUUGAUGCAUCGCGGACAACAACCUCCUCUCGAGAUGAAGCUUCAGUCUCAAUUAGCAAUGCUAGUGAAGUGGAGUCGGAAUGGGUUGAGGAAGAUGAGCCUGGGGUGUAUAUAACCAUUAGGCAGCUAGCGGAUGGCACCCGGGAGCUCAGGCGUGUCAGAUUCAGCCGCGAAAGGUUUGGGGAGAUGAAUGCGAAGACAUGGUGGGAAGAAAACAGAGAGAGAAUACAAGCACAAUACCUUUAAAUUCUAACACUGCAUGACCAACAUUUCUGGUGGAAGGCAUGAAAGAUUUUAAGAUGCAUCUGGAUGUCUCAAGAAAGCUGGAAAAUAGAAGAUUUCAAUGGAGUCUCCAAUGGAACUAAUGAUGGUUGGAAAUUGAAUUGACCUUAUAUGGUCUAAAAGGGCGACCCCAAACCAACAAGGCUCCCCGCUUUGCGAGGGUUGGGGGGAAUGUGUAUCUUACACAGCCUUAUAUGUCUAACACUUUAAAUUACAAUUUUUUUAUUACCUUCCUUAUCAUAUAUAGUGAUGGCCCAUGAGGGUGGUAGUUCAUUCACAUGGGAUGGGAGACCCAGAUGUGUCCAUUUUUGCCUUCGAUUGUCUUUGGGUCUUCUUUUUUGCCCCUUACCAUUCCUCCUUGUUAUAUUUGGAAUUUUGGGAUUACGCGGCUCACAUUUGAGUUUGUUCUUUGUAACACAUAUAGUUUGAGAAAUGGAAUUUCAUUGAUUUGCAGUUA